Penicillium canariense is the source of this 984-nucleotide messenger RNA. Its product is annotated as quinone oxidoreductase family protein. NCBI's taxonomy places the organism in Eukaryota, Fungi, Ascomycota, Eurotiomycetes, Eurotiales, Aspergillaceae. The transcript has a single exon. The coding region runs from base 1 to 984 and encodes 327 amino acids. Gene Ontology annotation, molecular function: oxidoreductase activity. The record is from RefSeq and is a predicted model, not a curated record.
AUGAAGGCUCUCCAACUCACGCGUGCUUCUGCAAACGUCCCUCCGGAGCUGUCAAUGGCGGAUUUACCAAUUCCGCAGUUGACACCCGGCCACGCCCUCGUUCGAAUCCACUAUGCCUCCAUCCAACCAUCCGACAGACUCAAUACACAGGGUCUCUUCCCACAUACCACGUUCCCCCGAGUCCCAGGACGCGACUAUUCGGGCACGGUGGUCGAUAUUGUGGGCGACAGCAUGGAAUCGCAAUCAUGGAUUGGGAAAAUGGUCUACGGAACUAGCGGGUCCAGUCUCGGCUUCGACAUCGACGGCACAAACGCUGAAUAUUGUCUGGUGCCGGAAACUGCACUCGUCGAGAAGCCAGCGUCCCUAUCGUCGAUUCAGGCCGCAACGGUUGGAGUUCCAUUUACCACUGCGAUGAUUUGUUUGCAACGCGCGCAAGUGAAAGCAGACGACGUGGUGCUCGUGCUUGGCGCGAACGGCGCCGUGGGUUCUGCGGUGACGCAGAUGGCGCGAGCGAUGGGAUGCAGACGAGUUUUGACGGCGGCGCGUCACGGAGACCCAAAGCCGGACGUAGUUCUCGGCUCUGUGGUUUCCAUUGAAACAACUCUUCCCGCCUUGACCGAUGGGAAGGGCGUGGACGUCGUGAUUGAUACGGUGGGGGACUUGGCUCUGAUGGCGAGUGCAAUAGCACAGUUGGCUGUGAAGGGACGCUACGCUUGGAUCACAGCCCCUCGAGGAGAGGCCAGUAAGGAGUUGACCUUUAACGUGUUCCAGGCAUACCGCAAGGAGAUUUCGCUCUUGGGGUGCAACUCGGUCGCGCGCACACUGGAAGACACGGCGGGAUAUUUACGGUCGAUGAAUGGGUGGAUUGAGCAAGGACUCCUGGAGGCGCCGAAUGAUGCGGUCUUUGUCACGGUGAAGCUAGACGAUGCCAUCGACGAUGGGUAUGGCAAGUCUGCGCCGAAAGUGGUCAUUGACAUGUUGUGA